Molecule: messenger RNA, 1127 nt
Organism: Diabrotica virgifera virgifera (western corn rootworm)
Lineage: Eukaryota; Metazoa; Arthropoda; Insecta; Coleoptera; Chrysomelidae
Product: cathepsin B-like
Exons: 5
Coding region: 62-1060 (332 amino acids)
Biological process (GO): regulation of catalytic activity
Cellular component (GO): lysosome
Molecular function (GO): cysteine-type endopeptidase activity
Source: RefSeq, a predicted model, not a curated record
UAUAAAUGAUGUUAGUUUUCUUGUUCUUUAGUUCAGAAUUUGUGAAUAGAGAUUGACCAAAAUGAAAGCGGCUUGUAUUAUUACACUAUUACUACCUGUUGUAUUAAGUUACAAAGCUAACUUAAAUCCUCUUUCAAAUGAGUUUAUAAACUAUAUCAAUAGCAAGCAAAACACAUGGGUUGCUGGAAAGAACUUUGAUGAGAAACUUUCAAUCCAAGAAAUAAAAAAUUUAUUAGGAGCGAGAAAAAGGAGUUUAGGAGAUGUAAAAGGAUUUAUGCACAGUGAAGAUAUUCAAGUUCCAGAUUCUUUCGAUGCAAGGGAAAACUGGAAAGACUGUUCAGAUGUUAUCAGCACUAUUGUAGACCAAUCUGCUUGUGGAUCUUGCUGGGCAAUGUCUGCAGCAUCUGCAAUGAGUGACAGACGAUGCAUAGUCACCCAGGGAAAGCUUAAAGUGCCUGUUUCUGCUGAAAAUUUAUUGUCUUGUUGCGAUGACUGUGGAUUUGGAUGCGCCGGAGGAUAUAUAGAUGAUGCAUGGUCGUUUUGGCAAGAGAAUGGAAUUACUACAGGAGGUCUUUACGGCAGCAACCAGGGUUGUCAAUCAUAUUCGCUUCAACCUUGUGAACAUCAUACAAAUGGUACUAAAGUGCAAUGCAGUACUUUGAACUACGGCACACCUUCUUGCAGAAGCGAUCAAUGUGACGAUACCGCACUAAAUUAUAAGUCCGAGUUAACUUAUGCCUCAGGUCCAGUGAAUUACUAUACUACAGUUCCCAAUAUGCAAAAGGAAAUAUUGACAAAUGGUCCGAUACAAACUCGUUUUGAUGUGUACAGCGAUUUCUUCAGUUACAAAAGUGGUGUUUAUCAACAUGUCGCUGGAGAUUAUGUAGGAGGACAUGCCGUCAGAGUUUUAGGUUGGGGAGUAGAGAAUGGAGUCGCUUAUUGGUUGGCUGCUAAUUCAUGGAAUGAAGAUUGGGGAGACAAGGGAUUGUUUAAAAUAAUUCGCGGAACAAAUGAAUGCAGUUUCGAGAAUGGUAUGGUUGCGUCAACUCCAAAAGUCUAAUUCUAAACAAAAUAUUGGAAAUAGGCUUAAUUCUGUUUUAUUUUAAAUAAAACACUUGAUCUCUAAA